This is a messenger RNA of Puccinia triticina, 177 nucleotides long. RefSeq lists its product as uncharacterized. The record is from RefSeq and is a predicted model, not a curated record. The transcript has 2 exons. The coding region runs from base 1 to 177 and encodes 58 amino acids. Lineage: Eukaryota; Fungi; Basidiomycota; Pucciniomycetes; Pucciniales; Pucciniaceae.
AUGUUAUUUGUCGACCCACAAAUUGUCCCCUAUACUGUAUUGCCCCAACUCCUCCCACUACUCGAAAUAUUCCGGAUCACCCUCUACGCAGCCCUCCACGUAGCUAUGCUGGACAAUCGUAGACCUGGCUGUAAACGCCAACUUGGAGUAGCACAAGCUCUCUUCCCCUUUCGUUAA